GUGGCGCGAAUGUUAGUCAAAGUAAGCGCUAGCUGCCUAACUAGCUAACCAACUCUGUGUAGCUAGUGCUAGUAGUCGCCAUUGAAGUGGUUGUAUGAACAAAAGUAGUGAUUCCAAUACUUGUAUAUUCGACUGCUAGAAAAGCUUAAAAGGGAAAAACAUUUGAAAUGUAUUAGACUCUUGGUGAGAGUGAGGUCUUUAAGUCAACGGACGCUAUUUAGCUCACAAACCUUGCUAGCUAAUUUAUGAACGCAAGCUAAGUAUAAACCUCAGCUGGACUGUCUCUUCUCUAGCUAGCAAUGCUAGUCUGGCUGGAUACUUGUUAAGGUAGUACGACAUUUAAUUUAGAGUAUUGUAGCUAGGUGGUUUAUUAGUAUUAUCAAAAGUACAAGAAAAACGCAUGUCUCCGCCUUCAUCGACGACAUAGUGCUAUCUGGUCUGGUCAAAUAAGUCAUUUAUAUUUCGUACAGUCAUGCUUUGUUGUGCUAUACAGUAGUGCACGCUAGGAAUGAGCUUCUUAAUAGAAAUUGAAAGUAUAUUUGAGAUAUUUUAUGAACGUGGUCACAGACGUAUUCAACCACAGGUGUGGGAAAACAGAUGAACAACAAGAAUGUGUGACCCGUGAGUGGUAAUGCCAUGAGUUGUGAUUCAGAAAAAGUUGUCCAGUCCCGGUCACAAAUUACCUCAUCUGGACAGUCUACUCUUCUACAGGCACUGAGGGUGUUCAGUCCCAUGUCUGUGGAUCUCCCCCAAAAUGAGAAGGAACUGGUCACUUUCAUUGAGCAACUCAGAGGUGAGGGUAACAAGCCUACCAUUCUUAAAAGCAAGGACGUAUAUGGAUACAAAUCUUGCACUUCAAUAAUUAGGCCUAUGGUAAAGUUGCAUAAAACAGUAGACACUGUAGGCCCAAAGGUCCAGGAGCCUUGCAAAAAGAGGGGUAAACAAACAGUGGACAAGACUGAAAUAAAUUAUGCCUCAUUAAGUCCCGCAGCCAAAGUUGUCCUGAAAAAUCAACCCAAGAUUCUCCUGACAAAUAUGUCACAGGAGACCCUAAAACAGACUGUUUCAAAACCACAUGCAUUUGUAGCUGGACCAAGCAAUAUGUCCACUUGCUUGAAACUUACCAACAUAAGUGGGCCUUCUACAGGCCACACAGCAAGACUGCAGUUUCACACAGGUGUAUGGACGGGAGGCGUUACUAGGUCAAACUCCCAUCUUCCUCUAUCAGCACAGCCAUCCGAUGGUGCCAUAAGUUCAAAGAAAGCAGUAUCUCUACGAAGAGGAUAUUCUGUAGUGUGUUCUCGCAGUUUGGACACAGCUUAUAGAGUCCCUCUACCUCAUGUGCAUCAGAAUGGAUGGGUUUUGAGGGAAAGCAAUGGAAUGCCUUGUUGGAGGGACCAGAAAAGGAAGUGGGUUGAGGAGGCAGAAGAGAAACUGUCUGUGAAGAAGUCCAGUCCUGUCUGGCUGGUUAAAACACAGGAAGACCUUAAAGUGAAACAAAAUAAUUUAAGAUUUAAAGUCAUAAAGAUUGAUGACUCAAUAACUGACGAUGAGGUUAGGAGAAAAGCCCAGAAGAUACUGAAAGUCAACCUGUCUCCUGUCAUAGAAAUUCAACCACUUAUUGCCUAUCCUGUGUGAACAACUGUUUUUACAGUCAAGUAUACGUAACUUAGUUAAAUUUAUGUUUAACUAUCCAGUGUCCUAAAACCUGUAUAAUUACUUUAAUAUUUGUCAUUUGUAACAUGCUGUGUUUGAUCUGGGGUUUGUGUCUCAAACAAAUAGCCAUAAGUAAAACAUAUUUUUAUGUAUACUGUGAAAUACAAUGUUUAGGAGGAUACUUCAAAAUAUAAAUAAAAAAUUGUCUUUCAUGUACUGUAUGUAAAAGCUUCCAAGAUAGACUUGGAUUGUUAGUUUUUCUUUUUUAUUGUAGGUGUCAAGAUAUUUCUCUUUAGCAAAUGCAAUUCAAAAAAAUGUAUAACCGGUUAUGAAGACUUUGGGUGUGGAAGCUCUUCUCCUCACACUUGUGUAAUAAAGCUUUUUUACCAUA
Hypomesus transpacificus is the source of this 2047-nucleotide messenger RNA. RefSeq names its product coiled-coil domain-containing protein 71-like. The record is from RefSeq and is a predicted model, not a curated record. The coding region runs from base 637 to 1638 and encodes 333 amino acids. The transcript is spliced from 2 exons. Lineage: Eukaryota; Metazoa; Chordata; Actinopteri; Osmeriformes; Osmeridae.